UUUAAUAUUCUUAUAAAUGUCUAAGCCACCAAGGUUUAAAGUUUUUCAUAAAAUCUCAGAAGAAAAUGCUGAAGAGCUUACUUCCAUAAAAGAUAUGGUAGUCAUCAGGAAAACUCUCAAUGAAUUACUCAAUCCAUAUGCUAUGGCUGAGAAAUUUGCUUUAGAAGGUGAUGAAAAAUUGCAAGAGAAAUCAGAAAUAAUUCUUGACUUCCAUUGUAAUAAUUUUGAAUUUGCCCAGGCCCAAGAAUUUAACCACAAGAAGUUAGCCACAUUCCUUGAAAUCAUGGACUCAAUUUUUGAAAAGUGAAUGGCUGAGUGGAUUCCAAGAGAUAAAGCAAUGGUUUUAUUCAAAAAUUAUUUGCUAAGGCAUUCCAUACAAAGACCUCCUCACUCCUUAUUUGUGUUCAACCUGAACCAGGUGAAAGCAAUUACUGAUUAUGUACAACAAAGCUUCUUAAAGUACUACGCGAUGUACCAAUAUGCUAUAAUUCCAAAAUUAGAAUUAAAAAUGAGUCAUGAACAACUUUUCUAUUACAACCCUCCUGAAGUUCAGGAAGUAGAGGAAGGAGAGCAAGUCAGACCAAAAGAUGUUCCUGAUCUUAGAGAGUAUCUAAAUGAAGAAGACUUAGAACGUAUGGCUACUCCCAGAAAAGAAGGUGAGGGAGAAGAAGAAGUUGAAGAACAGCAAACUUAGAAAUAAUUUCAAUUUCAUUAAAUUC
This is a messenger RNA of Moneuplotes crassus, 719 nucleotides long. The record is from the annotation of a GenBank genome assembly. Lineage: Eukaryota; Ciliophora; Spirotrichea; Euplotida; Euplotidae.